Meira miltonrushii is the source of this 1896-nucleotide messenger RNA. Its product is annotated as MFS general substrate transporter. Bases 1 to 1887 code for a protein of 628 amino acids. Lineage: Eukaryota; Fungi; Basidiomycota; Exobasidiomycetes; Exobasidiales; Brachybasidiaceae. The transcript has 2 exons. The record is from RefSeq and is a predicted model, not a curated record. Gene Ontology annotation, biological process: transmembrane transport. Gene Ontology annotation, molecular function: transmembrane transporter activity.
AUGGUGUUGAAGCAAACUUCAAUUCACGCAAACUUCUUUCCACACGGAGAGAGAUAUUCAACUACUGAUGUCAAUGCAAACGAACAAAGUGCAAAUACGCCUGCUGUGGGUACAACACCAUCUCAUUCAAGAAAAACCUCUUUGAAAAACAAAGAAAAGUUUGAAACCAAACCAGGUCAAGAGCAACCACAAAAGAAAUCUUUCCUUCAAAAGAUCGGAUUGCAAAAAGCUGCUGCUGACCCAAUCGAUCUUCAACUUUCAGCCCAUGACAAAGAUAACAUCAUCUUGGUCGAUUGGGACGGAGAAGAUGAUCCUACAAACCCAAUGAACUGGUCCUUACGAAAGAAAAAUUUGACAACAGGUAUGCUGUGUAUGAUGUGUCUUUUCAUCGGUUUAGCAACCGCAGGUUAUUCAUCCGGUAUCACGCAAAUGUGUCAAGAAUUGGGCUGUUCCAAUGAAAUUGGUCAAGUUGGUUUGUUUUUGUUCAACGCUGCAUUCUCAAUCGUUCCACUUUUCUUGGGUCCUCUUUCCGAAUUUGUUGGUGCACAACCAGUUUAUUUGAUCUGUUAUGCAGGCUUUGUGAUCUUCUUCAUUCCUUUGGCCCUUGCCAAGAAUAUCGGUACCGUUUUGGUUUCACGUUUCUUAUUGGGUUGCUUCGGUGCUGCUGGAACGACAAUCAUUCCCGGUACUUUAGCUUCAAUUUGGAAAACAGAAGAACGUGGUAACAAAGUUGCACUUUUCAGUCUUGUGGCCGUUUUGGGUACCGUUGGUGCACCUUUGUAUAACGGAUUUAUCGCUCAACAAAAAGGUUGGCGUUGGAUCGAAUGGGUUCAAUUGAUCGUCAAUGGUGCUGUUUUGGUGAUCGAAUUAAUCUUCUUACGUGAAACAAGAGGAAGUGUACUCUUAACCCGUAAAGCAAGAAAAUUACGCAAGCAAACUGGUGAUAUGCGUUUCCGUGCUGCUGCUGAAUUGGAAACACCUUCAAUCAAAGCAUUAUUGCAUGCUUCAACCACUCGUGCAGCUGUUCUCUUGGUUCGUGAACCAGUCGUGCUCUUCUUCAGUCUUUGGUUGGCAUACGAAUGGGCUUUGAUCUUUGCCUUGUUUGCAGGUAUUCCUCUCGUCUUCCAAGGUUUGCACGGUUGGGGUGAAGGUGUUGGUGGAUUAGCAUAUAUUGCUCCAAUUCUCGGCACAUUCGCAGCCUGGAUUGUCAACUUUCAUGCCACCACCCUUUACAAUCGUGCUCGUGAACGUAAUGGCGGUGUUCCCGUUCCUGAAGCAAGAUUGUAUUAUGCCACUGUUGGUGCUUUAACGAGUACUGCUGGUAUGUUCAUCUUUGCAUUCACAAGCUACCGUCACGUUCAUUGGAUAGGUCCAGAAGUUGGUUUGUUCCUCCUCAUUGCGGGUGUCUUUUUCGUCUUUGAUGCUGUUCAAAAUUACCUCAGUGAUUUCUAUGGAUCGGAAUAUGCAUCUUCUGCUAUUUCUGCUCAAGGUUUCGUUCGUAAUAUGAUGGCAGCAUCUUUCCCUUUGUUCACAACGCAAAUGUUCAACAAUCUUACAAUUCCUUAUGCAGGUUUAUUGUUGGCAUGUUUGUUGGCUUUGGCUUGUCCACUUCCUUUCAUCUUUAUUCGUUAUGGUGAACGUAUUCGUGCAAGUAGUAGAUAUGCAGUUUCAGAUGAAGCUGCAGUGAAAGCAACCGAAGAAAAGAUUGAAGCAGGUCAAUCAAAAGAUCUUGCCAACAAGCAAAAGGGUGAUAUCGAAAGAGGUCAAGGACCUGUUAUCGGAGCACGCCGUAGUCGUAAAGCUGCAUCGAGAACAAACAGCGUGAAUGCUGUGCCUUCAGUUCAUCAAGAGAAGGAAGUCGUAGAAAGUGAAGUGGUUAAACAAUAAAAACCUUAA